This is a messenger RNA of Bursaphelenchus okinawaensis, 1858 nucleotides long. The record is from the annotation of a GenBank genome assembly. NCBI's taxonomy places the organism in Eukaryota, Metazoa, Nematoda, Chromadorea, Rhabditida, Aphelenchoididae.
AUGAAUCUGAGCUCAGCACAUUGUAAACUACUACAACGGGUAUGGAGAGAGUUGCGCGAGGAGAAGUUGAAGCAGAUCGAGCGGCCGACCUCAGUGUAUUCGUUCGAGGAGGCGGCCAGUAGCUCCGGAGACCCUUUUAUGGCCUUGGAAUGUCCUCUGAACCUCAACUUAUCGAUUGAUCCUGAUCAACACACGCUAUAUCAGAUUGUGCUCGGGUUUGUUGACAACGCUGUCUGGGAGUUGAGAAGCAGAGAGUUCCGGCUGCGACUUCGAGCACACUGUCGACGCUUCGGCCGACAAAUGGCGGCGGUCUUCCGAGGCACAGCAGACCUGGAUCAAUCCCUAUCAUGGGAGCUACUGGGCUUAAGCCAAGUGCUGGAAGGCAUGAUCAGCAGUAGCCGCACGCUAAACCCAUCACAUCAACAGAGUUUUCGCCGCAACGCCACGAAACUCAUCAUUUGGCAACUGUUUCUGGAGAACCUCUCCACGAUGGUGUUCGAAGCGUUCUGCUGGAGUGUAGCCCGCGACUACACGCCCAACCCAUUACCAACGAUCUAUGAGGCCGACCCGAAGUUGUGUUUCCCACAUCGUGUACAUUUUCGACAGAAAAUCCCACUUUUGAAGCGACUAUUGGCCAAAUUUGUUAGUUUUACCAUGGUUUUGAUGUUAAUAUAGGGGUUUUUGGAAGGUGUUUUAGAGAUAUAGGUUAAGAUAUAGGUCUUUUAUAGCCAUGUGAGUUAAGAUAUUGCGUUUUACUAGCCCCAACGCUUACCAAAAAACCUUAUUAAAAAAAACGGACCGGUUCACAAAAAAAAAAUUUUUUUGAAAAAUGACCACAGGGGGGACCAAGCUCAAUUUUUAGAAAUUUUUUUUCGUUUUUCACAAUUUCAAAAUUUCAAAAUGGCACACCAUGGCCUGUUUCAAAACAUAUGGCCAUGUAAAAACUACAAAGUUAACUUUUUUACUGUGGUUAUUUAUUGCCGGAAAGAUGGAUGAUUAACCAGAGUUACAACAUUUGUAGCACUUCAAAGGUUUUUAUGCCCAUUAUGUUGUUAUAGAUAGGUCUUUACGAGUUUGACACUUUGUACUUUAGGAGAACAAAAAAUCCUACCCUUAUCUUAUCCUACUCUUUUUUUACUCUACCCUAGCUUUUACCACACCCUGUCCCUAAAAUUUGGAGUGGGGCUAAUAAAAUUUGUCAUAUUAUUCUCCCUUUGGCUUUCAAAUUCAGCACAAAGUACAAAAAAUCUUUUAAAUUUGACAUUUUUACGGUAGAAAACACUACUUCUUGAAUCGCCAACGGCGUUGUGCAUACAAAAUUAGACAUGCAAAUGAGUUACGUAAUAAAAAUGCAAAAUUUUUUUGAAAACACAGCUUCCUGGUCCUCUUAUAUUAAUCCGAAUGAACUCAAAAACAAAAAUUUAUUAGAUUGUGUAAAAAGUAAUGAGCUACUGAAAUCAAUAUUUCUAGCAGAGACAUAGCUCAUUAAUUUUUAUACAUACAAGCUAAUAAAUACUUUUAAACUUUUUUAGCGUAUUUUAGGGAAUUUAGAAGCUCACAAAUGUUUAAAUUGUCAUUGCCUUAAGCAAAAUUCAUAGGAAUUUCAAAAAUUCAAAAAAAUUUCAAAAUUUUAAAAAAAUUUGUGAAAAAGUCCGGAAAAUUAAAAUUUUUAGAAAAUUUUAAAAAUUAUCAAAUUUAAUUUUCAAAUUUCGAUCCUUAACUAAAUUUUUUCGAAUUUCAGAGCCGAGGUGCCGACAAAGAACGGGGAAAGUCAUGCUCGCGAGGUGAAGGUAUGGGAGCGGCGCCAUUCUCAGCUCGGUUUGUCCGGAGCCGCACAUUUUGUGCCGAAGAAUGCUGA